Messenger RNA from Didymosphaeria variabile, 2643 nucleotides. RefSeq lists its product as uncharacterized. The transcript has 2 exons. NCBI's taxonomy places the organism in Eukaryota, Fungi, Ascomycota, Dothideomycetes, Pleosporales, Didymosphaeriaceae. The record is from RefSeq and is a predicted model, not a curated record. Gene Ontology annotation, cellular component: nucleus. Gene Ontology annotation, molecular function: DNA binding. Bases 1 to 2643 code for a protein of 880 amino acids.
AUGCUAAGCUCGUCCGAAUCGUCGCGACGGCGCAAGAAGGAUCCGGAAGGGGAGCGCAAAAGCCCCAAGUCCAAGGACCGCGACCGCGAGAAGGACAAGGACAGGGAGCGUCACAGGAGCAGCAAGUCCUCGAGGUCGUCGGGCAGCACCCGCAAGCCCCGCUCCAACCCUUCCAAGGAGGACGUCACUGAGCUGGGCGAGCGUCCCCGUCCCUCGUCCACGUCGGCUCCCAAAUCGCACAAAAUGGCAGUCGUGCCGGAGAUGGAGCGCAGGAGCUCAAUGGGCACCAGCUCGCUGAACGGCUCGCGGACGAGCCUGGGGUAUCCCACAUUGUCGAGGACGCACGCCAAGGAGAACAUUUACAAGCGCGAAGGGCCCGUUGAUCGGACAUCUUCGCCAUUCACGCCUGAGCCCACCGAUGUCGACGACGAGCAGAAGGAGAAUAAGUCACCACCUGCGCCGACGCGGGCACCUCCCAGCCCACCGGUCACCGCCAGCAAUGGCGCAGAUCUCAGGAAGACGGCCAGUAGGAACAGCAUGCGGAGGAAUGCUGAUGAGCUACAUAGAGAGAUGGCAUCAGGCAGGCAAAGUGUCGACAGCGGCACCCGCUUGACGCCUGAUCCACGGACUGGGGCGGCGUCACGCUCGAGCAUCAGAGAUGCAGACAUCGACAGCACGGAAUUCACAUCGACGACCAGCAGCCAGCCCAGCACUGUACGCGCAAAGUCCCCGAAAGCCCCUCCGACAAGAGCACCACCAGCGCCACCCAAAGCUCCACCACCACGAUUGAAGACAGCCAGCCCUUCAAAUGCGCGAGCAUCAGGAACAGCACCGUCAACGACCGUAAGAGCACGCUCGCGUCAGGCCUCCGAAGUCACGCAGUCGACUGGUUCCGACUUCACGUCAGUGCUGCCAGAACGUCAACCAUCCCGCAGAGUGGACCCGUCACCCACCAAUUCUGAAGUCUCGCCCGAUUCUGUGAUGGACUCCUCACCGCGCACACCAACGCAGCAUUCAGCCAUUCCCACCGUCCUUUCAGCGAAGAAGGUGCCUGAGAGACCUUUCGUUGAGAUCAUUACUGACCCCCUCUCCCGCACUCAGUCAGUAGACUCUGCCUAUAAUGAAUCUCCUCUCACGCCGCCUCCCCCUCCGCCACCACCAGCCAUGAUGGAUCCACCCAGAGUGGAUUAUCUGCUCCAAAAUGGAGGUCUGAAGCAGCCAGUCCCUCGCACUCUACUAGCCGCGAUGGAUGGCACACCAGUACCUGCUUAUUCUCAGUACAUGUCGCCCCGUGUGUCCGGACCGCAAACACAUGACGCUCGAACGUUCUUCAAUCCACUGCAAAAACUGCUGGACGACUACAAUGCAGUCAUGGACACCAGCGGUUCGUUGGCGGUCGCUACAGGCUACCGUUCUAUAGCCCGUCGUCUGCUCGACCGGCUCGAAGCAGUCUUUGCGCGCAACAUAUCGUCAGAAGAGUGUCCGUGCAUCAUGUGUCUCGACAAACCAAUUCACGAAGACCAAGCUGGCGUAAAUUGGGGCGAAAUCCUCGAACUGGUAUCUGGACGAUGUGACCUCCCUCCAUGGCCGCCUGUAUCUGCAGCUCCAUCAAAUGGCCUUGGUAUCGCUGACCUAGAGCCACCCUGCCAACGUAUUGAUGUCGAUGUGCCGGAGCAAUACCGCGAACACUACCAACAGCAAUCCCGCAAGACCAAAACCGCAGUCCAGUCCUGGCUGUCUAACCAACAGGAAGCGAUUCCCGAAGACGCCGACGACGAAACGCUGACCUUCGCCAUGCUCACUCGUCUAGACCAGACGCAACGCCCGCUGUUCUAUGCCGUGCUUUGGGGCAUGGACAUCAUGCCUCAUCCUCGCGCUACAAAAGACAGCAGACCUACACCACCGUACAUCACGAAAGCCGCCUUGGCACUACAAAGACUGUACAGACUCUACUCUCCGCCUCGCGACCAACUAGUCGUCAUGUACAUGCUCCGCAACCCCGACACGCAUAACACCCUCGCGACCCUCUCGGCCGUCACAAAGCACGAGUGGGAAAUCCUCGUCUCGGGCCGCUUCGACGGCUUCCUCUGGUCCGGCGCCGAACCCUCGCCUUCGGCGUCGCGCACGCCCUCGGGUGAAGUCCCGACGCUUAACGGCCCGCAGCGCUUUGCGUCGCCAUUUGGCGCGCCGAUGAUGAGUCCGCGGCCGGGAUCUGCACGCCCGGGCAGCGCAAGACCAGGUACCGCUGGCCCUGCCCCCGUGCAAAUCGACGAAGAGACGGAAAUCGCGGUCCUCGCUGAGGUAGAGCGUGAGAUCUACCUCGGCAUGGAAGCCAUGGAAGAUGCGUUCGAAGCGCUGCACGUUGCGGCUGAGAAUGUGCGAAGGCGCAUGCGGGAGCGUGGGGCUGCGCUGUCUAUGGUUGCGCAGGCGAGGAGGCCGGCGGAUAUUGAGGUGCGGAUGGGGACGCCGGCGAGUGUGGUUGAGCAGGAGGGGUUGGGGGAUGAAAGGAGUGAGAUUGGGCCUGAUGAUAGUGCGAGUAAUGAGGAGGAGGGGGCAUCGGAGGGAGAGGAGGUGCAGACGCCGGCGACGGUGGAGGAGGAUGGUGGGAGUAGUUUGGCGGAGAGGGUGAGGAGGAAGUAUUAA